This is a messenger RNA of Suillus paluster, 2592 nucleotides long. RefSeq lists its product as uncharacterized. The transcript is spliced from 4 exons. Bases 119 to 2176 code for a protein of 685 amino acids. The record is from RefSeq and is a predicted model, not a curated record. NCBI's taxonomy places the organism in Eukaryota, Fungi, Basidiomycota, Agaricomycetes, Boletales, Suillaceae.
GUCAGCCACUAAUUGAUCUUCGGUGAGAUUACUACGGGUCUUCUUCAACGUCGCAGACGACGUCGAGGUCGACUUUUGUUUCUUUUCUUUUCGUUUCUUUGUUUACUUCUUUCGCCCCAUGGCUUUGACUGCGACGGCGCAAUCUGCUCUCCCAACAUGGGACGAUACGAUAGUGCCAACUCUGCGCAACAGACUAGAAAGCGAAAGCCGCAUUCUUGCUAAACGCCUAUCAGUGGCCUCUUUUUCUUCUACGGACGACACUCCCAGGUCAAACGCUCCUUCAUUUUCUGGCCAUACUCUGCGAGACCUGGCUCCCAGUUCACUUUAUUCUUUAGAACCUAAGAAAUCUAGUGCUAUACCCAGACCAAGCCUCCAACAAUCAAGAAGUCCUGCAGAAGCUUCCCGCAUAAACGGUACUUCCUCGCACAAUCCUCCCUAUACACGCGCUCGCACGGUUUCUCAACCAUACUUGUACGAUUCUUCUCCACCUAACGCCUACGCGAACGGACACGCUCUCCCAACCCCAGAUCAUUCUCGCCCUACUUCUCCCCGCACAUCCGACGUGAAACCUACCCGAAUACCGAUGGUCGCACGAGGAAGAACUACAAGCACUUCUAGUCAUGUUCCGAGUGUCGCACCGCGCGCAGAAAGCCGUAAUGGUGUUCUUCCCCACCAGACACCUACUCCUGAUACGUCUCCUGAUCUCUGGAUUACCGAUGAGACUGAUCCCACUUUGUCAAAUGCCACUAUUCGACAUCAACGAUCAAAUAUCAUGAACGAGCCUGCUCCAUUUGGUGCAAGUUCUCUCAGUUCUUCUAUUCUCUCCAAGCAGUCUCACCAUGACGCUAUCUUUGCGCCUCCGCGACCUUCUAACGAAUCAGAGGAGCGUCCAUUUGAACAUUGGUAUAGAGGAGACGUACAUAGAAACGGUGGCGUCGGGGAGUUGCGUGUUGGUAAACGCAUGGAGAUGUUGCGCAUCGCCAACUUCGGACAUGACAUGAAACCAACCACGCAUCGUUUUGCACCCCGGGACAUCUCUGCCGCUUUGGAGUACAGCCGUAGACGGAAGAGAGCUGAUAGUGCUUCGGGCCUAGGAGAAAGAGAGAGUUUAUAUAUGGAUGAACAGAGGGCAAAGGAGACGGAUAUGGUAUUGGACGAGGGCCCGCUCACGGACAUUGAGGGUGAUCCUGACACUGAACCGGAGGAUGCCUAUAACGCAUACACUGGCAAAGAUGACGUUACCAUUCAUCCUUCAUUCAGCGCGUCUACACCUGGUCCCAGAUCCUCUACGGAGAAUACUCGCAGUGAAGCACCCGCUACUAGUACCCAAUUACCACCCACUCGGAUACCCGUCGCACGUACAGCCUCGGAACCUCUCCGAGCCAACACCUCCAUUGAAACGACACGCAGUUCAGAAACACUAAUUCCUUCACCUCCUGAUUCUAUCACAAGUUCUCGCCGGCGGACAUAUUCAAGAUCACAAAGUCAAUCGCCUGAUAAUCCCUCGACUAACAAACGCCGCAUCAAAAGACCGGUGUCGCCUUCCCCGUCAACACCGAAGAAGUCCAAGUCGAAAGCGAAAACGCCACCUCCUGCUGCACAUCGGAAGGAUGAUACUCGCGGUUCGGUCGCAUCAUAUCCGACUCCCGAAGGAGAUGGUAUGGUUGACGCCAUACCCACGUGGACCCAACCAGUUCAGAAGUCGGGCACCUGGGACGAGGUGGUUCUACCGGUCGUGGCACGUAAGAAAGGUCUGGAUGGUCAGUACGAGCAAGCGGAUGGUAGCCCUCGUCCCAGACCUCCGGAUCCCGUUGCUCCGGCGCCUGGCACUUUUGGUUACGAUUACUCCAAGUAUCGUGCGCCUCGGGGAGAGGAGAUACCUAUGGAUGAAUUCGGCAAGCUACCGAGUGCGAUUGAGGUGGCAUCAGCACCUGCACCUGAAAGUGCCGCUCCAACACUAGCACCCCUUACCGAAGAACCAGAACGACCCAUCCGUCCGGAUCGUCGGAAGGGGGCAGGGCGUCCUCCUGAAUCUCCCGCACCGUUCUCGCAAUACCGGCGCACAGAUAUCCCGACCAUCAACGUUACGCGACCAUCCACUGAUCUCGAACCAGCACAGCAACUCCCUCACGAUGAGGAAGACAGCGCAGGGUGCUGCAAGUGCAUUGUUAUGUGAUUACGACGAUUCCGAUUCUCGAAGCAUUUGCUCGUUCCCUUCAUCUUGUCCCAUGUUUUCGUCUCCCUCUUUCUCAUCAACACUUGUACAUAUGUCAUCUUCAUUCCUCUCUUAUCCGCGUCGUUCUGAUUUCAUUGCAUAUUGGGUGUUCCUACGUUUUUUCCUCUCCGCAUACCUUAGCACUCAAGACAACUGGAAUGUCAUGCCUCUCGUUCACUUUCCGCUUCGUCUCGUCGUCUACUCAUAUCAUCGCAGCCCUAUCGCAGAACACAUCCGUCACUCUUCUUAUGCCGCUCGUUUUACCUUGUGUACUAUGGAUCAUGGCCACUAUUCAUCCUCAAACUAUUCUAGUGCUCCAGUAUUCUGAGGUAGUUGAUUCGAUUAUUACAUAUACAUCAUCAGUGAUAUUGUCGUCA